AUGCAACUGCAACAUACAAAGGGCACUAUAGGAGCUCAGACUCGAUCCGACACUACUGCUCCGAUGCCGCCACUACCACAAGCUCUUCUGGCUGUAGUCAUCCUUUCCGUUACGAUUGCGGUCACUGCGGCUCCGGCUACGGUAAGAUGA
Haemonchus placei is the source of this 150-nucleotide messenger RNA. Lineage: Eukaryota; Metazoa; Nematoda; Chromadorea; Rhabditida; Trichostrongylidae. The record is from the annotation of a GenBank genome assembly.